GAAUCAUUGAUCAGAAGUAUUUAAAAAAAAAAUCAAACAUUUGAUAUGAAAACGACAUUAUUCUUACUACUUGCUUCAAGUAGUUUUGAAUUAAUAUCGGCUUCAUUACCUUCCGUUCGAUUUAGACAAGGAUGUGUUGUAUUACAGCAAAAAAUAUAUUGUUAUGGUGGAGGUCAAUAUGUAUCUGGUGCUGUCAAUUAUAACAGUGUACUCAAUGAUCAUCUUACUCUUGAUUUAUCCCAAGAUUUUGCCCUAAAGGAUGCUCAAAGUGCAUGGAUAAAAUUACCUGAUCCAUCCAAUUUCGUUUUGGAACCAAACUAUGCUUUCGCCUAUACUCCUAUCAGUAAUACAAGUUAUCUCAUCACAAGCGGAGCUGGAUACAAUGAUGGACAUACUUAUCUCAAGAACAAAACUAUUGUUUAUCAUUCUGAUACAAACCGAUGGGAAUCUAUUAAUACAGCUGCAAAUCAAUCUAUUGGAGCCACCGUCAAUAUUGAUCAGAAUGGCGAUGCCCGUGUCUUUGGUGGUGUCAUCGCCUAUACCAAUGUUUCUCCAAAUCUCAACUUUAUGAAUCUCAAUAUAAAUAGUGAACAAUGGGUUGGGGCUGUUCUUGGUACUGGCACUACUUUUAGAGCUGAUCAUGCUUCUGAUAUCGAUAAUCAAGGAAUCAUCUAUUACGUUGGAGGUCGAAUGGCUUCACCAAGUGGAAGCACGUAUACCUGGGGUUCAAAUGUACCUAUGACCUCGAUUACUACAUACGAUACAGCAAAACAAACAUGGGGUUCUAUUUCUAUUGUUGGAACCUCUCCUAGUCCUCGAAAUCAACAUACCUUUACUUAUAUGCCCAAGGUUAAUCAAUUCGUCCUGUUUGGUGGAAAACCUAGCCCUAGUAGCGAAACUCCUGGAAGUAUUAAUGACAUAUGUUAUACCUUUGACCCUACAACAAAAUCAUGGACUAUACAUAGCGUAGGACAAAUUGGAUCUGGAUCUCGAUUUGGCCACUCUGCUGUACUUUACAUGGAUCAAUACCUAUUUAUCAUCUUCGGUGCGGAUCAAAUUACAAUGAGCUUGAAUGAUUUCCAUCUCUUGGAUGUUCAAUCUUGGAUAUGGUUGGACAAUUUCAGCGCUAGUGGCAAUACUAAUGAAACCAAUGGUACUUCCAAUGGAAAUGGUGGUGGCAAUAACACGGCUAAUACAACUAAAGAUUCCCUUAAUGGUGGAGCAAUUGCUGGUAUUGUGAUUGGCAUCAUAGCUUUCCUGGGGAUAGCAGGUGCUGGUCUCUUCUUUUUAGGUCGACGCAAUCGAAAAGCAACAUCAACAUCAGUACCAAGAUCAUCACCAUCAUCUAAUCAUGAAGCCAAACCACAGGACGACUUUGUGAUAGAUCAAGAAUACCAUGAUUCUCCGGAACAAAAAUAUUUCUCACCAACGGCACAAAACUUUAUGCAAUCUGGCGGUAGUGUAACGAAUUUGACCCAAGCAGUUACUCCUACUCCAAUCUACAAUCAACAAAAUUAUCAGAGAGAAGAACGUUCAUAUCAUCCUGAUGAAAUGUCAACAUCCACAGCUCCAACCUAUACAUCAAUGUCACCCUUAGUCACCUCCCCUACAUCUACUUUUGUGAACUCAGUAUCUACUUAUCCCUCUCAAGGUUUACAACCCAAACCUGAUUUAACCAUGAACGAUAACACUGAUCCAAAUACUGUAAAACCUUAUGCUCCUCAUUAAUCUAUUCUAGUUUGAUUAGUUUACCCAGUUAUAUAUAUAUAUAUAUCUGCACUUAAUCUUUUUUUAGUUAUAUCCUUGUCAUUUUUUUUUUGAACAUCUUUUUGUUUUUGUAUUCACUUAUUUUUCUUUUGAUGCAUUAUUACAAAUAAAGGGAAAAACACUAUUGAUUAAAGUGUAUCUAACUUA
Halteromyces radiatus is the source of this 1914-nucleotide messenger RNA. RefSeq lists its product as uncharacterized. The coding region runs from base 46 to 1728 and encodes 560 amino acids. Gene Ontology annotation, molecular function: protein binding. The transcript is spliced from 8 exons. NCBI's taxonomy places the organism in Eukaryota, Fungi, Mucoromycota, Mucoromycetes, Mucorales, Cunninghamellaceae. The record is from RefSeq and is a predicted model, not a curated record.